CAUGUUUUGAUUCACCGCAACAUCAUUAAGCUCAAGAGUUCAACUUCCACUCAUACUGGGAUACUUGUGCGAGGAAUGUCACAUCUGAUUAUUUGAACGCGGCAUUUGUGCUACAGGCCCGAACCAAGCUCCACCCUUUCCACCUAGCGCGGCUUCAUUCUGUCUCGACGAGUUUUGUAAAAACCAUUGCUUGGAAGUGCAUAGAUCUCCGAAUCUUCCGCAACAUGAAUCCAAUACGCCACUCGCUCUUCACCGUACGCAGCCCCGGGGUUUGUUGGGCCUCUAUACGCCCCUUCAGCAGCAUCCAUCCUACACGAGCUUGUCAUAAAGAGCCUUCUUCAAAUGUUCCGCAGGAAGAAAAGACCUGCAAAAGCCAGACCACUAUUACAAACCCCUCAUCAACCUCCUCGUCAACACUCCGUCUCCCAUUCUGGACCUGCAAAUCCACUUGGCGAAGAGCAGGAAUCAACACUCUCCGCUGUCUCGUAGGUUGCACAACUGGUGAUUUCGCUGCAUUAUGGGUUCUUCAAACCUACUACCCAGAACUGGGCAUGAGCAGCAUCAUGGCCAUGUCGAUGGCGUCUGGUAUCACGACUUCCAUCAUUCUCGAGACAGUCCUGCUCCAUCGUGGGGCUGACCAGCUGCCUUGGGUAAGGGCUGCUCGUACUGCUAUGGGCAUGAGCAUGGUUUCGAUGUUGGCCAUGGAGAUUGCGGAAAAUGCUGUCGAUUAUCAUUUGACGGGUGGAUUGGUUGCUUUUGGUGAUCCAAAGUUCUGGUUGGCCGCCAUUGUCUCGAUGGGGGCUGGGUAUUUGGCGCCUUUGCCUUAUAACUAUUUGCGUUUGAGGAAGUAUGGGAAAGCGUGUCAUUAGUUGUGGUGUGGGCUGGGUAUGUGCACUGUAUGCUGUGUUGGACUAUUUUCAAAAG
Penicillium canescens is the source of this 924-nucleotide messenger RNA. RefSeq names its product DUF4396 domain-containing protein. The record is from RefSeq and is a predicted model, not a curated record. NCBI's taxonomy places the organism in Eukaryota, Fungi, Ascomycota, Eurotiomycetes, Eurotiales, Aspergillaceae. The transcript has 2 exons. Bases 225 to 869 code for a protein of 214 amino acids.